Molecule: messenger RNA, 717 nt
Organism: Paramecium sonneborni
Lineage: Eukaryota; Ciliophora; Oligohymenophorea; Peniculida; Parameciidae
Source: the annotation of a GenBank genome assembly
UUAUAUUAUGGAUUAGAAGGGAGAUGAUAUUAUGGAUGAUAUUGCUGAGGCUCUUGACGGGGAUCAUAAACUUAAUUUAACAGCUGAUCAAAAUGAUGAAGAUGGUAAUUAAUACUAUAAACCAAGAUGAGGCAGUAAAUAAGGAAUGUGAAAAUUUCCUUAAUUCUUUAAAAGGAGAAGGAACCCAAAAUAUCGAAACAGAUCAACUACUUAAGUAAUUCCAAGGGAUGAUGGGAAAUAUCCUUGAAGGAAUCAAUCCUAACAACUAGUAACAUUAUGAUGUUAUUCAAAGGGAAUAACAAAAGGCAUUUUAAGAGACUUUUGAAAAAUUAGAAUAAGCACCUUAAUUUGAUGAAUUGGCCGAUAAAAUGCUAUUAUAAUUUAUGGAUAAGGAUGUUUUAGAACAACCAAUGAAAGAAACAUAUGAUGCCUAUAACAAAUUUAUUUAAGUAUUUAUAUUUAAUUAACAAGGAAAAUAAAAAUAAACUUAAUGAAGAGGACUUAAAAAAAUAUGAAAAACAAAAAGAUUGUGUUGAAAAAAUUAUUGAUUAAUUAAACACUAAUCCUAAUGACAAGGAAAAAUUAAUUUAACUAUUUGAAAAUAUGCAAGCUGAAGGGGAUCCUCCUUAAGAAGUUUUUGGAGGAAAUGAAAACCCACUCAACUUUAUAAAUGCACCUUCUGAAGGAGCUUAAGGAGAACCCUGCAGUAUAUUUUGA